AUGUCUGGAAAUGCACCCAGAGCCAUAGAAGGCCUCGCCGUUGAGAAGGGGCCGGAACCAGAGAAAAGCGCGGAAGAAGAAACACCACACGAUCCAAACAUUGUCGACUUUGACGGCCCGAAUGACCCAGAACACCCCCUCAACUGGCCAACAACCAGGAAGACGAUCACCAUAAUCAUCGUGUCCCUGACCGCCCUCCUCUCACCCAUCGGCUCAACCAUCAGCGCCGCCGCGGCCGCCGACAUCAUGCACCACUUCAACACCACAAACGCCACCCUCGGCGCCCUCAUGACCACAAUCUACCUCCUCGGCUACGCCUUCGGACCCCUCCUCAUCGCGCCGCUCUCCGAGCUCCACGGCCGCGCCCCCGUCUUCCGCGCCUGCGCCGCCCUCUUCGCGCUCUUCAACGCCGCCUGCGCGCUCGCGCCCAGCUUCGGCUCCCUAAUAGCCUUCCGCCUGCUCGCCGGCGUCGCGGGGUCCUGCGCCGGCACGCUGGGCGCGAGCGCCAUCGCCGACAUGGUGCCGCGCGAGCGCCGCGGGCGGGUGAUGUCCGCGUACAUCAUGGGCCCGACCCUGGGGCCGACGAUUGGGCCGAUUAUCGGGGGGAACCUGACGGCGGCGGCGGGGUGGCGGUGGGAUUUCUGGGUGAUGGCGAUCGCGGCGGGGGUGAUGGCUGUGUGUGUGGUGAUGUUUUUGCACGAGUCGUAUCCGUACGCGAUACUGAAGAGGAAGACGGCAAGGUUGCGAAAGAGUCCGGGGAAUGAGGGCCUGAGGUCGGCGCUGGAUACGAGCAAGACGCCCGGGCAGCUGUUCAAGUUUGCGAUCCUGCGCCCGCCGAAGAUGCUUGUCUCGCCGAUUAUUUUCUUGAUGUCGGCGUACGCUGCGACUGUGUUUAGUUACGCCUACCUCUGCUUUACGACGUUUCCGCGCAUUUUCAAGGACCAAUACGGCUUUGGCAGCGGCGCUUCCGGGCUGACCAGCAUCGGGAUCGGAGUCGGUUUCAUCCUAGGCCUCUUGUUCGUCGGCGCCGUCUCCGAUCCCUGGUCCGCAUACCUCACAAAGAAGAACGAUGGCGUGGCCAAGCCCGAGUUCCGAUUGCCCACGUUAGUCAUCGGCGCCAUCUUCGUCCCCGUGGGCCUGUUCUGGUACGGCUGGUCAGCCGAGUACAAGGCGCAUUGGAUUGUGCCCAUCAUGGGAACCGCACUGCUUGGCAUUGGCAUCGUGACUGCAUAUACAACCACCGCCACAUAUCUCAUCGACGCCUACACGGUCUAUUCCGCCUCAGUCAUGGCCGCGAGCGCCAUCCUCCGCUGUCUCUUCGGAGCGCUGCUCCCUCUAGCCGGUAGCGCCAUGUUCGACGCCCUGGGGGUAGGCUGGGGUAACUCGGUCCUCGGGUUCAUAUCGCUUGCUUUUCUUCCGCUGCCGUUCAUACUCUUCUUUUACGGCGAAAGAAUCCGCGAGUCGAAGCUUUUUAAGAUGGAGUUUUAG
Molecule: messenger RNA, 1488 nt
Organism: Colletotrichum chrysophilum
Lineage: Eukaryota; Fungi; Ascomycota; Sordariomycetes; Glomerellales; Glomerellaceae
Exons: 3
Coding region: 1-1488 (495 amino acids)
Biological process (GO): transmembrane transport
Molecular function (GO): transmembrane transporter activity
Source: RefSeq, a predicted model, not a curated record